Brienomyrus brachyistius is the source of this 2708-nucleotide messenger RNA. RefSeq names its product ras-related protein Rab-27A-like. Gene Ontology annotation, cellular component: secretory granule; melanosome. The coding region runs from base 998 to 1669 and encodes 223 amino acids. The transcript is spliced from 6 exons. The record is from RefSeq and is a predicted model, not a curated record. Gene Ontology annotation, biological process: melanosome transport; positive regulation of exocytosis. Gene Ontology annotation, molecular function: GTP binding; GTPase activity. Lineage: Eukaryota; Metazoa; Chordata; Actinopteri; Osteoglossiformes; Mormyridae.
GGUUACAUGUGUGCGGAGUUUUCAUGUUCUUCCCAUGUCGUUGUGUAGUUUCCUUCAGGUACUCCGGUUUCUCCCCACAGUCCAAAAACAUGCUGAGGCUAAUUGGAGUUGCUAAAUUGCCGUAGGAGUAAGUGUGUCCUGCGAUGGGCUGCCCCCCCCAUCCUGCGUUGUUCCCUGCCUCGUGCCCAUCGCUUCCGGGAUAGGCUCCGGACCCAGUAGGAUAACCGGUUUGGAAAAUGGAUGGAUGGAUUAUGUAAAUGAUGAUGCAUAAACGUUUUGGAAUAGCUGUAAUAUUAUUUAAAACAUCUAGUGCUUGAAAGUAAACUGAUAAAUAUGUACUUAUAAAAUGGACGAAGUAUCCACCAGUCUCCAAAAUAACUAGAGCGAUGUGGUUCUUAAUCUUACUUGAAAAUAAGCCUUCGGUGUGAGCUUGGACAUACUGCACUCCGGAGUGUAAAAUGGGGGUGUACCUAGCAUUAGCUCCGAGCUGUACCAACAAAAUAUUACCGUUCAGAAUGAUUAAAUUCAGAUUGCAUAUUAUAAAUGUAGCAAUUUCUUUCCAAUGAUAAUUUAACAUAAUUAAAAAGUUUAUGUCUCAUUCGACGUGGCGUAACUAAAGCCCAAAACUGCUCUUCACUUAUGUACACACGCUUAGUAAACGACUGCAGAACACACUUCUCAUAGAUACUUGUUGCAUUAUAUCUGUAAGAGCGCUUAAAGUGGCGCAUGUAAAGAGGGCGGCGCUCCAGGCUGAGGCUCCGAUCGCUACGUCCUCGGUGUGCGUGGAAAGAGAGGAGGACCUAUGCUCAGCAAAACGGGAAGUGAUGUUCAGUAGAGGAAGAGAGUACAGCAACUUUAUCCAGGAAAAGUAUAGAAGUACAUUGAGCUUAACCACAAGCAAGCAGUAGAAAGCGCUGCUUUUCUCACGCUUCGUAGCAUCUCAUGCGCGUCUGCUGACUUUCAGAUUGACGGAUCUGCUCUGAAAUAGGCGCUCACUAUGUCUGAUGGGGACUAUGAUUACCUCAUCAAAUUCCUAGCCCUCGGUGACUCCGGCGUGGGCAAGACCAGCUUCCUGUAUCAGUACACGGACGGCAAGUUCAACACCAAGUUUAUUACCACAGUGGGCAUAGACUUCAGAGAGAAACGGGUGGUGUACAGGCGCGACGGUCCUGAUGGGAUGCCUGGCAAGGGUCAGCGGAUUCACCUCCAGCUGUGGGACACAGCAGGACAAGAGAGGUUUCGAAGUUUGACGACGGCUUUCUUCCGGGAUGCCAUGGGAUUCCUUCUCGUGUUCGAUCUGACGAGCGAGCAGAGUUUCCUCAACGUCCGGAACUGGAUGAGCCAGUUACAGAUGCACGCCUACUGCGAAAGCCCGGACAUCGUUCUGUGCGGGAACAAGAGCGACCAGGACGAGCACAGGGAGGUCAAAGAGGAGGAGGCCAAGAAGCUGGCAGAAAAAUUUGGAAUCCCGUACUUCGAGACGAGCGCUGCCAGUGGGCACAAUGUGAGCCAAGCAGUGGAGGCUUUGCUGGACCUCAUCAUGAAGCGAAUGGAGCGCUCUGUGGACAGGUCCUGGGUGCCAGCGAGUGUCACGCAGCCCAACGGGCACAGCGGCACGGAGAAGGUCAAGGAGGAGUCAGAGGCGAGUGCGGGAAAGUGUGCCUGCUAGCUUAACCGUCCACCCCCGCCACCCACGCUGCCCACAGCCCACGUCUGUCUUUCACUCGCCUUGAAUUUGGGUGGGGAAGGGUUUGAAAACUGGAGGGGGAGGGGGGGACAAGAGCUAUAUUCUGUUAACCAAAAAAGACACUGGAGUUGUCAGUCUUUUACUGACUUUGUCAGCAAAGCACACAAAAUGGCCCUAUAUCUGGAGACCCACUGAGUCGCCAUGGCGACAGGCUCUGUCUGUGCAGGUGCAUCAUGGGAUUCUGGACUUAGUCUCGGUUUAACUGCUGGUCUUUAGUUUUCUACCGCUGUGCCAUUAAAUCUCUGACAGCAGCCUUAAUUGAGGAAAAGACAUCAAAUUUAAACAAAGACAAGAGUGACAAUAAGUGAUCAUAUGAUGCAUUUUAAUACAAAUAUUUUUAUACAGCAAACUGAUGCUACAUAAACAUAUAAACAGAUACUAUAGUACCUGCUUAUAUACUGCACAAGUGCAAAUGUGACACGUGUUACAUACUGUUGCAUUAAAUAAUAUUGUAUAACAUAACAGUAUAGAACACUGUGGAAGUUUGGUAUCUGAUAGAGCCGUGCCAUUGAAGCAAGUUUAAUCAGAGCUGCAGCCACACUUUGGCAGGUACCAUGAUAAGGGGUCAUCCUAAAGUUCCCUGGCUCUCUCUUUUUUUUUUUUUUUUAAAUAAAGGAAAAAAGGUUUUGAAGUUGUGCUUGCAUGCCAUGAAUGAAUGUCAGCUGCUGUCCUGUUGGGUUCUGGGUGUGGUUUCUGUUGCUCAGUCUCUGCAUGGGUUUCCAUGGUUACGACAGACCCACAGCUCGGUGCCCUGACACUGGGCUCUGUCUCAUUACGGGGAAUGUUGGUAAAUGUGUGGGGUGAUCAUUAUCUGUAAUGCAAUUCAAAUCUGUUGUAUCAUCAUGUUUUAAACACUGUAUUAAUUCCAAAACACUGUCCCGAUGCCAAAUAUAUAAACUGUAUUCUUUAAUAAAAAUCAUUUAUUUUAUUUAUUAAAGUUACGUGAUAAGGUUUAAAUGUA